Messenger RNA from Lithohypha guttulata, 1581 nucleotides. It is a transcript of the gene faeB-1, whose product is annotated as Feruloyl esterase. The transcript is spliced from 2 exons. The record is from RefSeq and is a predicted model, not a curated record. The coding region runs from base 1 to 1581 and encodes 526 amino acids. NCBI's taxonomy places the organism in Eukaryota, Fungi, Ascomycota, Eurotiomycetes, Chaetothyriales, Trichomeriaceae.
AUGUUGCUCUUGUGCUGCCUACUGACGCUAGCUGGUGUUAGCUACGCUCAGAGCUUCGCUGAGCAAUGUCAGUCUUUCCAGCCAUCGAUACCUAACGUCCAGGUCAACGUACUUGAAUUUGUACCGAAAGGCACCAAUCUAAGCCUCCCAUAUAAUGACGCGUCCUGUAACCAGAACUGGCAAUCCAUCUAUGGCACAGACUUUUGUCGUGUAGCCAUGGAUGUGAGAACCUCUAAUACCUCCAAUAUCAUCCUCGAAGCAUGGCUUCCCACCAACUGGAACGGCCGCUUCCUCUCUACAGGCAAUGGUGGACUUGCUGGUUGCAUCCAGUACGCUGAUAUCGCAUAUGCCAACAUGUACAACUUCGCUGUUGUUGGUGCAAACAACGGUCACAAUGGAACGAGCGGUAGACCUUUCCUCAACUCGCCAGGAGUAGUGGAAGACUUCGCCUAUCGUUCAAUCCAUACAGGUGUCGUGGUCGGCAAGCAACUCACGGAACAGUUCUAUUCCUCACCGAUCAACCACUCAUACUAUCUCGGAUGUUCUACAGGAGGACGCCAGGGUAUGAAGUCUGCUCAAAUGUUCCACGAAGACUUCGACGGUAUCGUUGCUGGCGCUCCAGCUUUCGACUUCAACCACUUGACAGAUUGGUCCGGUUGGUUGUCACUAAUCGCAGGCACUGAUAACACCUCAGCAUCGUUCAUCACUAGAAAUCUCUGGACCAUCAUCAACAACGAAGUCAUCCGGCAAUGUGAUUCUAUCGAUGGUGCGGUUGACGGCAUACUAGAAGAUCCUGAUCUUUGUCAACCUAAACUCGAAACUCUGCUGUGCUCGCCAGACGCAACGAACACAUCAGCUUGUCUCAACAGCGGCCAGUACGAUCGAGCCGUCAAGCUUUUCGAACCGCUCUAUAACGCUUCGGGAACGUUGAUCUAUCCUCGUCUGCAACCAGGUGGUCAUCCAGGUGCAUACCCUCUCAUAUUCGGCGGCCAGAUAUUUCAGUACACAGUAGACUGGUUCAGAUAUGCUGUGUACAACGAUCCUUCUUGGGAUCCUACCACUCUCGACCAGGCAGAUUUCACGUACCUCGACAAGCUCGAUCCCUAUAAUAUCUCAACGUGGAAUGGCGAUCUAUCACCGUUCGCCUCGAGAGGUGGUAAGAUCUUGACAUAUCACGGUCUACAAGAUCCGAUAAUUACAAGCGAGAACUCUGGAAGGUAUUACAGCCAUCUGAGCUCGACGAUGAGACUGCCGCCUAAUGUGAUUGAUGAGUUCUACAGGUAUUUUCGAAUUAGUGGCUUGUCUCACUGCUCUGGUGGACCGGGAGCCUUUGAUGUUGGGCAACGAUAUCUAGGAAGACCCGCGGAUGUGAGUACACCGACGAACAACGUGCUGCAAGCCAUUGUUAGCUGGGUUGAGGACGGUCAAGCGCCCGAGUACAUCGAAGGUAUCAGAUGGGUGAACAACAAUGCGAGUCAAGGAGUGGCAUUCAAACGCAGGCACUGUAGAUAUCCUAGACGGAACGUCUAUACUGGAACUGGCAACGGCACUGACGAGAAUGGCUGGCAGUGUGUUUUUUGA